Blepharisma stoltei is the source of this 1005-nucleotide messenger RNA. NCBI's taxonomy places the organism in Eukaryota, Ciliophora, Heterotrichea, Heterotrichida, Blepharismidae. The record is from the annotation of a GenBank genome assembly.
AUGGAACUCUACAAGUCCUGACAAGGAAAAAACAAAUUUUGUUGCAAAGGAAAGCUUAUGCUAGGUCCAGACUGAUAUCGAGGUGUUCUAUCAGCGACCCUGAUCACUUUUUUGGUAAUUAUCAGCAUAAUAUACCCUUGCAACUUUUUUCUUGAAAACGAUAACCCAGCCCCAAUGAUAAUUCAAAUAAUAUUAUUAGUCUCGACAAUUUGUGCUCAAUUUAAAGUAGCAACUUCUGACCCUGGAUAUAUCCCAAAACAAAUUCCUCCUUAUAUCUCAAAAACUAAUGCAGCAUUAAACGAGCUUAUAGGCAUGCCGAAACCAAUUAUUUUUCAUCACAAUGGGAAUAUGGUUAAGAUGAAAUUCUGUCGCACUUGCUUGAUUUUUAGGCCUCCAAGGUCUUCCCACUGCUCACUAUGCAAUUUGUGCGUGGAGAAAUUUGAUCAUCACUGCCCUUAUAUCGGAAAUUGCAUAGGUAAGAGAAACUACAAAUAUUUUAUAACAUACCUUUCUAUUGCGACUUGCCUAGACUUUUCUUCUUUCGCAGUAAGCCUGGCGCACAUCCUGGAAAAAGAAGUAAAUGGGGAAUUUAGCAACGAAAUAAUUCCUUCAAUUAUUGUUAUUAUUUUUGCAUUUAUUGCAAUGUGGAUUGUUUUUGGGCUGUAUAGUUUUCAUAUAUAUUUACUUUUUGUCAAUAUGACAACUAAUGAAAAAAUAAAAAAUCUGUGGCCGAUUAAACUGUUUGGGCCUUAUCAUAGAGGGUCUUGUAUGAAAAAUAUUUUAUAUUGAUUGAAAUCAGAAAGAGGAAGCUGCCAGUUUAAGCCACAUAGGGUUGUGAGUCAAUAUGAAGAUGAGAGCCCAAAUUUUUUGAUAAGAGGAGUCAAAUUUGUAAAUAAAUUAUUUCAAAAUGAAGAGCUCUCAGAGAAAAAAUUGACAAAUACAAUUAUGGCUGGGCAAACUAGCAGAGAUAAUAGCUUUAAUAUGGAAGUUAAUAGAAUUGAUUAA